UUGGUACAGCUCGCGAAAGUCGACCUCUGCUCUGGCAACAGGGGCGCAAACAUUGCUGCUUGCAGCGCUUGAGCUUCAACUUCAAGGAGACCUCAGACAACCAAGGCCUGAAGACAGCACUGGUGACAAGGAGGUGACAGCGACCUCACCGCAAUUGGUGCAGAAACCACGGGACAGAGUCCUCGAAAAGGACGCAGCAAAGUAGACUUAAAGCAGGGCACUGAGUAUCUUAAAAAGGGUGUCGGUAAUUGGUUUCCUGGUGAAGCUCUUUCUCUUUCCGCUUGCGGUGUGCCCUACAUAGUUUUUCAACAGAAGUGCUGUCCCUGCCGCUCCCUUAAGCUGCUCAGUCAACUUGACUCGUAACUGGGGUGUCCAUUUUACAGCACAAAUGCAUCCUUCCAAGCCUCACCUAGCAGUCCUCUCCUUUCUCGCCUGCGGCUUCCUUCUCACUGCCGCAAAGCCUUUGAGCUCUGACAUACCGGACCGCACUGACAUCAGCGAUGAGGUCAUAAGGGGAAAUGGGUUGUCGCGGGGCAAUGCGCUUGAUGCAACGGUGGUGGUUGACACAUUUCAGACGGGCGUGAAUGUGCCCAAGACGCUGUUUGGGGUUUUCUUCGAGGAGAUCAACCAUGCUGGAGUUGGUGGCCUGGACCCAGAGCUAGUCAGCAACAGAGGUUUCGAGGCCGGUGGGCAGUACACUCCGUCCUCGAUCGAGCCCUGGCGUCCGAUUGGGUCCGAACCGGACCUGUGGCUGGAAACCCAAAAGGCGUCCGUUUUCGAAGGGAACCCGAUUGCGCUCAAGUUUGAGGCGCGGGGCGCGGGAGACGAGAACGGGCAGCUGAAGCAGGCAUUGGGGUUCUCUAACCCGGGUUACUGGGGGAUGAACAUUGAGGCUGGCGAGGAGUACAACGUCACCAUGUGGCUCAAGUCGGAGGGAUCCCUCAACCUGACGGUCGCGUUCCUGUCGCAAAACGGGCAGUGGGUGCUCGGAGAGGGCCACAUUGUCGAGUUCGCGGAGAAUGCUGCCACGUGGCAGCAGCGGCACGUGACCAUCCGGGCGUCCUCGACGGACCACAAGGGCCAGCUCGCGAUCACGACGCGGCAGCCGAGCACCAUCUGGUUCGACCAGAUCUCGGCCAAGCCAGUGAAGACGUUCAAGGGCCACGGGAUGCGCGUCGACCUCGCCGAGAAGCUGCUGUCAAUGAAGCCCGGCUUCAUCCGCUUUCCUGGUGGCUGUUACGUCGAAGGCGUCCGUCUCCUCAACGCGUUCCGCUGGCGCCAGUCCGUCGGUCGGUGGGAGAACCGCCCCGGUCACCUUAACGACGUCUGGGGUUACUGGUCCGACGACGGUUUGGGUCUCUUCGAAUACUUGCAACUCGCGGAGGAUAUCGACGCUGCGCCAGUGUGGGUGUUCAACAACGGCCUGAGCCACACCUCGGAGCUUGACACCAAGACGAUCGGGCCGUUCAUCAAGGACGUUUUGGACGGCAUCGAGUUUGCGCGCGGCCCGGCCGACAGCGAGUGGGGCUCGCUGCGCGCGGAGAUGGGCCACCCGGAGCCUUUCGAUCUGGAGUACAUGGCCAUUGGGAACGAGGACUGCGGGAAGCGCCACUACGAAGGCAACUACCUGCGGUUCUACCAGGCAAUCAAGGCGCGCUACCCGUUCAUGAAGCUCAUCUCCAAUUGCGACGCAACUAACAUGCCGCUCGUCAACCCCGCCGACCUUUUUGAUUACCACAUUUACACCUCCGCCGCCGCUCUCUUCGCACUGUCCAACAAGUUCGACGGGUAUGACCGGAGCGGGCCUAAGGUAUUCGCCAGCGAAUACGCUGUGGUAGGCCAGGACGCCGGCACUGGGAGCCUGCUUGCUGCGGUUUCCGAGGCGGGCUUCAUGGUUGGACUCGAGAGGAACAGUGACGUCAUCGAGAUGGCGAGCUACGCGCCGCUGUUCGUGAACACGCACGACCGGACGUGGAACCCCGACGCGAUUGUGUUCAACUCGUGGCAGAGCUACGGGACGCCCAGCUACUGGGUGCAGACGAUGUUCAACAGCAGCGGCGGCAGCCUGCUCAUCCCCGCGCUGGUGCAAGGCGUCCAGGGCGCGACUGCAAACACUCUGGUUGCGUCAGCAACCAAGCGGGUUGACGUCAACCAGGAGCGGUACAUCGUGAAGGCCGUCAACUUCGGCGGUCCGAUGAACGUCCAGAUUCAGCUGAGCGGACUGUCCGAAGACGCGCUCGGUCCGGAGGUGACCGUUACCACGCUGACAGGUGGCAGCAUCUGGGACGAAAACUCGUUUAGCGAGCCGGAGAAGGUGGUGCCUGUGAAGAGCCGAGUGCCUCUGGCCGGCAACGACCUCCUCGUAUGGCUUCCCCCAAUGUCUGUGAACCUUUUCGAGUUCCCAUUGGCGGUUGCAGAGGCGCGAACAGAAGUCCACGUGGAGGUUCAGACGGAAGAACACGUGGAGGCUAGCUUCGAGAAGAUUGCUGUCGUUUGAGUGUAUUUUAGUACGACGAGGUUUGGAGACCUGUACCGUAGUCUUGGUGUAUGAUAGGGGCGAUUGGUUGGUAAAGGCUUGUGCGCGAUUGACCGUGAGGUUGUACCCAAGUUCCGAGGGGCUAUGUUUGCACCAGGUAACGAGGAUUUCGCAAGUAAGCGGGGCAAGACAGGGCUUCAAAGAAGGAAGGGUAAUUGACUUGUGAUACAUUGCGUUAGGGACGAUGACUUUGGCUCGUGCUGCGUUCCCGUCGUAUCAUAGCCUUGUCGAGGGGAUACAAGGGUUCUGCUUCGUAAGACAGAUUAGCUUUAGAGCUUUCUCAAGAGCUUACGCUGUAGAAACGCUGACCCUGGGCGGCGCAACAAGAGGUACAAUUGACCGUCACAGCGCGGCCGCGCCCUAAGCUUGGACAUCUAACACACUUUUCGACAAUCAUUGAACGUAUCAUUAAACAUAUAUGAAGUCC
Molecule: messenger RNA, 2963 nt
Organism: Klebsormidium nitens
Lineage: Eukaryota; Viridiplantae; Streptophyta; Klebsormidiophyceae; Klebsormidiales; Klebsormidiaceae
Source: the annotation of a GenBank genome assembly